GUUCUUUACUUUCACUAAAGUGUAGUGUGGGCUGUACACACGCGCGCGCGCGCACGCACGCACACAGUGAUGGGAGACUUAACAGGGCAUAUCGCCUGUUGCUCUUGCUGUCAGGAUGUUACACAGGGACCCUCCUGCUGCUUAUCACUAAAGCUGACAUACAACUGAUAAACUUAGGCAUUUCAGACGUUGCAUUUGUUUCAGGUCUGGAGAAAAAUCGCAAAGCAAAGCAAAUGGACGGUGCACACGCGAAUACGCACGGGCUUGCGCAAUAAAAUAAAGUGCUGUUUUGGAUCUCAGCUUAAUGAAAAGGACGACUGGACCCUUUUUUUAUGUCAUGCACUCUGUGAAGACUUAGCACCAGAAUUCUGAUAUAAGGCAAUGUGCUUUUUGUAGCGCGAGGCUUCUGGGAUAAAUGUCUUUUUUCUUUGGGAUUAGUCUCCGGUUAAAACAGGCUAUAUUCGCGCGUGGACUUUUUGGAUGCUGAAGCGAAAAGCAUGGCGAGCGACCUGAAACCGCGGCUUUGCUGCAUGACCAAAGGUGAGAAUGGCUACGGGUUUCAUUUGCAUGGAGAGAAGGGGAAAACCGGCCAAUACAUCCGCAAAGUGGAGCCUGCGUCUCCAGCCGAGGCGUCAGGACUGCGCGCAGGGGACCGAGUGGUGGAGGUGAACGGGGAAAAUGUGGAGAGAGAAACCCAUCAGCAAGUGGUUCAGAGGAUCAAGGUGCUGGAGCAUGAAACCAGGCUGCUGGUGGUGGACCGUGAGACGGAUGAGUACCUGCGCAGUCUGCGCCUCACCUGCACAGAGGACAUGGCUGUGCGAAUCAAUCCAUCAGCCUCUUCCUCCUCCCCUCCAUCGACCCCCAGCAAGCGGGAGAACAACUCCGUGUCCAAACUGCCAACCGGUCGUGAGAUACCCAAACCCAGCAGGAGGUCCCCGUCACGGGCUACCAAAAAGGAGGCUCCAGUGGUGUCGACCACUCCGGAAGAUGUGUCCGAGCUCGUCCCCAGACUGUGUCACCUGGUCCGGGCAGAAAUGGGAUACGGCUUCAAUCUGCACAGUGAGAAGUCCAGACCGGGUCAGUACAUCCGCUCUCUGGAUCCGGGCUCUCCGGCUGACCGUGCAGGCCUCCGACCACAGGACAGACUCAUUGAGGUGAAUGGACUGAACAUCGAGGGUAUGCGUCAUGCCGAGGUGGUGGCCUUCAUCAAGCGCGGAGGGGACGAGACCCAUUUACUAGUGGUGGAUCCAGAUACGGACGAGCAUUUCAAAAAGCUGGGCAUCACACCUAGCACCAGCCAUGUGAAAGGUUUCGAGGGUCAGACCAUUACUAACGGAUCACCAAAUCCUCGGGUCAACGGUCACUCCACCCAGUCGGCACACUCCGACCACAGCAGCCAAGACACCAGCACACAGAACUCUGAGGACGGUGACAGCCACUCGCUGGACCCUUUCGCCGAGAUCGGUCUGAGACUGAGCCCCACAGCGGCGGAGGCCAAAGAGAAAGCGCAUGCCAAGCGUGGCAAGAAGAGAGCACCACAAAUGGACUGGAAUAAGAAAUACGAGAUUUUUAGCAAUUUCUGAACACACACACAUACGUCUCACACACUCCCCGCUCCAGACUUCCCCAACAUUCAGCCCCCUUGUUGUGACAGACUGCUUUUAAUGGUAAAGGCUCAUAUUUUUGUAGAAAAAGAAAACCAGGCAAAAAUAUUUUUAAAGGAUGAUUGGAGCAGACAGAGGGAAAAAGCUUCAGUCUAUUUUUUCACUCAUUUUUAACCAGAUUUUUAAAAAAAACUCUCUGGAUAUAGAACUCUGAUGAAAAAGGGCCAACAAGAACAAGACGACGGACGGGAAGAGAAACAAGAGAGCUCUUUAUGUUGUUGGUUUUUUUUGUAUUGCUCUUACUUAAUUUUUCUGCUUCUGCUGCAACCGCUUCAGCCUGAAUUUUUACACGACCACUACGUUUGAUCGUAGUCCAAAUGAACAUCAGAAAUUUUACAUGAGAUACAAAAUUCACCUCAUUUUACAAGAUUGUUUUACAUCUUGGUGUCUCGACAGCACUGCUCUCUGCUCUGAAGGAAAUCUUGAGGAAGAAAAUGAUUAUAUUAAGACCUUUUUGCUCUGGCCGUUUAAGAAGGACAUCAAUUUGCAGUGAAGUAUGUUUAUUAUACAUCAGUAUUACAUAGAAAGGAACUGGUCUGCUUUGGAUCGUCCUUGUUUACGGCAUCAGGAUGUUAAAUCAAGCAAAUAAAAUGUGUUUUUGGGACAUGUUGUGACAUAUUACGGGGAAAGUGCUUUGUUAGUGAGAGUAAAGCAGGCACAAACCUAAACAAGUGUGUAUCUGAUGACGAUUAAACACUAGAGGUCACCGUUGAAGUAGCUUUAUUUUCACCAUACAGGUAACUUGAGGACAGAAGCACAACUUCCCAGUGUUAACCACUAGAGGGAGCCAUGUACAAGACACUUGAUCAGAUUUAGUUUGUAAAAAUGAGCCAUUGCGUCCUAUGUGUAUCACAUCUAACAUCUCAACACUGUGUUGCUUUCUAGAAAAAAAAAAAUCAUUCGUAUAGAUGAGACUGAAACUCUAUAUAAAGCAAAACUCGCAAAACUAAAUCAACAAGAAGAAGUAAAGGAAGAAUCAAACAAGUCAAGGCAAGUCAUUGGAGUUUUAUAGACUUUUUAUUUAACUGAUGAUGUACUGAUGCUUGUGGCUGCAGUGUGUUUUAUAUCUGAUCCACAAAAGGACGAAGGACAUUAUGGACUCAUACACGAGUAAGGAGAAGCUCCUGCCGGAUCAAUAAGCUAAUGAGACAAUUAGAGACAUCUGGGGAGUCUGCUGCUUUUAAGGCAGCAGCUCUUGUAGAAAUGGACACUCAGACGAUCUUAACCACUUGAACUGUGGUGCGGUCCAAAAUGGCGGCUACACUUGGGGUUUUAUCAGAUCACGAAGCAAAAUGAGCUGCGAUGUGAUGACGUACCUCUCAUCUGCGUAUGUAACACCAUUAUUUUACCUUAUACCCAUGCAUAUUAGCAGCAUUGCUGUAUUCCAUUUACAUGUUUUUUUUUUACUCUUCUAUGGAUUUUUUCUCAUGUUUGUUAGCGUCAUUGUGUUUGCUGUAGUUUUAUUUUUUCUUUCUCCAUUCUGACAGUGUAUGCAUUCAGACUCCUGCUGUAUGCUCAUGUAUAUUCACUAUGGGAAUAUAUACCAGGACGCUUUUUUUUUUUUUUUUUUUUU
This is a messenger RNA of Hemibagrus wyckioides, 3237 nucleotides long. Its product is annotated as Na(+)/H(+) exchange regulatory cofactor NHE-RF2. Gene Ontology annotation, molecular function: signaling receptor binding; protein-membrane adaptor activity. Bases 498 to 1583 code for a protein of 361 amino acids. The transcript has 6 exons. Gene Ontology annotation, cellular component: apical plasma membrane. NCBI's taxonomy places the organism in Eukaryota, Metazoa, Chordata, Actinopteri, Siluriformes, Bagridae. The record is from RefSeq and is a predicted model, not a curated record. Gene Ontology annotation, biological process: protein localization to plasma membrane.